GCACAGCAGGGAAGGGGUUAUUUUUCCUUGGGCAGAGAAUCGGCUAAGUCCAAGGCUCUGAUUGUCCCCUUUAAGUCCAUCUCAGGUUUCUCAGGGAACUUCCUGAGUGACAGAUGACAUCACUGGAGGUGUGACCGACUGAUGAUGUGGAGCUGUGUGGCUUUGCUGGUCGAGCAAAGAGAGGAAUUCUUCUGUAGCACAAGGCUAUGAGUGUUCUCCUCUGUACUAAGUUCAGGUCAUGAAGGGGAUGUCUGUGGCAGAGAUAGAGACGAAGUGCAGUGACAAGAGGGACACACACAGAAAUCAGAGGACUUCACAAGCAUGCAGUGAGGCUGCCCGAGGGGUGUGGAGAGCUGAAUUUGAAUUGCAUCUGCGACAGGCUGAAAGUAAAACGAUGCCCGCAUGGAAAUCACACAACCACGUCUUCUCCUCUUGCUGCCCGUAAAUGAGGAAGCCGACUGCUCUCGAUGUCUUGAGGUUGAUCUCUUUUUGGUGAGUUCCAGUUCUCCGCGACGCAAGGAAAUUUUCAGGCAGUACAAGAAUAUAAUGCAACCCCAGGACAGGCGACCCCAUGGAGUGACUUGUAACAAGUGUCAGAACGUGCAUGCUGAUUAGACUUGUUGAACCGAUUUACAUUCCCGUUGCUUUUGUCUGUCUUUCAAACUUCUUAAACCUGCUGGGAAAAAAAGAAAGAAAAGAAAAAAUAAAUUGACUUUUUUUUGUAUUGCUGAAUACAGAGGCAUUUAUGGCCACUGCUGACCGCUGUGCCUGGGCACCGACGGUAGACCUACGGCAUCUAAUGUUUGUUCAUGUUGCAUUAUAUAGGCAAGGAUGAAAGGAGACAGUUUCAUGUUUUUCCCAAAACUACGAGGAUGGAGACCUUGUUGGAGGGCACGCUGGAGGGCUGUUAAGUCACAGAUUCUUGCAGCCAGUUUGAUCUGCACGGUACUUUUUGUAUAUGCAUGUACACAGGAUUUAUUGCAAAGUCCUGUGGAUUUUUCCUUGCUGUGGGGAACGUCUUCUCCACCAACACAGGUGACUCUCCUAAUCUGGUACGAGCCCUUUGGCAAACUGAGACGGCUUGGAGACUGCCGCGUCCUUUUCAACAUCACCGGUUGUCACCUAACCACCAACAGGAGCCUUGUGCAAGAGGCUGACACCAUCUUGUUCCAUCACCGGGACAUUGGAGACUUUGAGGAUUUUCCUUUCGAAAAACGCUUACCUUCCCAGAAAUGGAUCUGGAUGAACUUUGAAUCUCCGUCACAUUCCUCUUGGUUGUCCUCCCUAAGUGGAAUAUUCAACUGGACCAUGUCCUAUAGAGUAGACUCAGAUAUAUUUGUGCCAUACGGCUAUUUAUUUUCCAGGAAACGCUCAAAAAUAAUACUCCCACGGAAGAAAAAGUUGGUGGCGUGGGUUAUAAGCAACUGGAACGAGGACCACGAAAGAGUUCAGUAUUACAACCAACUGAGGGAGUACAUAGAUAUCGAUAUCUUUGGGCACUACGGGAUAGAUUUGAAACAGGAUAACAUUGUAAAAACUGUGUCGGAAUAUAAAUUUUACCUCGCCUUCGAGAAUUCACUGCACACAGAUUAUAUCACAGAAAAACUAUGGCGGAACGCCUUCAAGUCUAGCGCGGUCCCUAUUGUCAUGGGCCCUAGUCGGUACAACUAUGAGAUGUUCAUCCCACGAAACUCCUUCAUCCACGUGGAUGACUUCUCAAGUCCCCGCAAGCUUGCCAUGUACUUGAAAUAUUUGGAUAAAAACAUGCACAUGUACCGGAGGUAUUUCACGUGGAGGAAGAGGUACGAUGUUCACGUGACCUCGUUUUGGGACGAACAUUAUUGCACAGCCUGCGAAACUGUGAAGGCAGGUGGAAGUCAGCAUCGAACGGUAACAGAUCUUGCAGGAUGGUUUGAAAGUUGACAACACUUCUGAUUAAUGAGAAGCUGUGAAAUUGCAUAGGCUCCAUUGUUUCAUAAAAAAAAAUUGCUGACAUCAGAUUUAAAGCUCUGUUCCACUGCAUGGGAGAACAUAGUCUCAAGCACAGACCAAACUACAAACACGAUACAGUUCCCUAACCAAACACAUUUCUUGGCAUGUUUUGCACAGUGGACCCAUCAUGCUUGAAUAGGAACUCAAAUAUUUUUUUUUUUUUCGUGAAGUGGACGAAAAAUAUCUCUUUUAUUGAUAACUGUUAAAGUAACUUAAUGUCUUCAGGUUCAGUGACGCAUUUUUAUUUUUAUUUCUAUUUAUGCAUUUGUGAUUUAUAACGGAUGUGUUUUUAACUUAAGAUUUUCAAAAGUAAGUUAUUUUGUGGCUAAAUUAUUAUAUUUUUUUUAAUGAAUGAAUGAAUAUGCCAUAAAGAAAAUAUGACUGUUAAUGUUUGUGACAUUGUAACAAAUUACUUGAAAGCUUUAAAGGACCACUAUGCAUAAAUGA
Molecule: messenger RNA, 2439 nt
Organism: Rana temporaria (common frog)
Lineage: Eukaryota; Metazoa; Chordata; Amphibia; Anura; Ranidae
Gene: FUT4
Product: fucosyltransferase 4
Exons: 1
Coding region: 832-1923 (363 amino acids)
Cellular component (GO): membrane
Molecular function (GO): alpha-(1->3)-fucosyltransferase activity
Source: RefSeq, a predicted model, not a curated record